ACUCAACAGGUCAGAAACCAACAGUCUAUCACCGCGACAGGAACUAGCCACUAGCACAGAUGACCGCUGAAGCUAUCAACCUAAAUCAUAUGGAUUUACAAGAGAGUCGCAAGAAUCUACUGGACGAAUUAAGGUCUGUAGAAACUGAAAAACAGAUUCUCUUCAAUGAUAAGCAGGAUUUUGUUAAAGUUCUGAAAAAAAUUAACGACUACAAGGAUGAGCUUAAAAUCAUUUUCCAGAGAGAGAAAGAUGAUUUGGAAGACGAAAAUCAACGUCUAGAAGAAAAGAAACGGAGGCUUGAGCAGGAAAGCAAAGAUUUGGACACAGCUAAGACAGAAAUUCAAAAAGAAUGGAAGCAGAUUGAAGAAGUUAAAACAUCAAAUCAGGAAUUUCUAGAAGAUUUGAUUACGAAAAAAUCUAAAACGGAAAAGCUUUGGAAAUCGCUGCAAGACAGCAAAGCAAAUGCGAUUGAAGAAAUAAACCAGAUGAAAAGAGAUCUGGAGAAAGAGAAAUUCGAUUUUGAUGAAUCAAAGAAAUUUUCAGAAAACAAACUUGAAGAACUGAGACAAGCUUUGCAAGCUGAGAGAGACGAGUUCGAACAGCAUAAGUCUAGCUCAAAGCUGGAGAAUGAAAAUGCUCGACAGAUUCUGCAAGAAGAGAAAGAAAAUCUACAACUUAUUUGGCAAACUCUGGAGGAAGAGAAGAUUGAUUUUAAAAAUAAGCUUCAAAUAGAAAAGCUAAAGUUAACUGAAAGUCAAAAUAAUUUACAGAAAGGCUUUCAAGAUGUAAUUCUCCAGACAAAAGCCCUGCAGGAAGACAAGUUGAACUUUGACAAAGCAAAGGCUGAAACAGAAAAGGAGCAUGAAGAAAUAUACAGCAUUCUCAAGGAAGGCUACAAAUCGUUAGACUUUGAGAAACAAAGCCUGGAGCGGCAGAAACUCAAAUCUGUGGAAGUUCAGGACAAAUUGGAUCAGAAUAAUAAGGAACUCCUGCAAAAAGAGAGAGAACGGAUGAAUCAGGAGCUGCGAGAGGAAAAGAUUCACUUUCUUGAACUGAUAAAAGCAGAAAGACUUCGUCUAAAGAACAGUCAGAACAAUUUGCAGGAGGGAUUAGAAGACCUGAUUCUCGACAGGAAAAAAUUUCAGAAGGAAAUGAUUCUUUUUGAAACACAGAAGACAGAAUCUGAAAAGCAGAAUGCAGAAAUAUACAGUCGUCUCCAAGAGGGGUUAGACAUUUUACAUGUCGAGAAGGAAAGUCUGAUGCAACAGAUGGCAGAAUUUGAGGAAAAAGAGAAAGAAUGCAAUCAGCUUAUUAUGGAAAUGUAUCAGACUCUCCAGGAUGAAAGGGAACAUUUAGAGCUGAUGAAACAGAGUCUGCAGGAUGAAAAGAUGCACUUUGUUGAACUGAUGAAAACAGAAAAUCUUAGAUUGCAUGAGAAACAAAUUGAUCUGGAGAAGGGAUUAGAAGAUCUGAUUCUUGAUCGGAAAAUGUUUCAGAAGGAAAUGAUUCACUUUGAAACACAGAAGACAGAAUCUGAAAAGGAGAAUGCAGAAAUAUACAGUCAUAUCCAAGAGGCAUUUGAGGAAAAAGAGAAAGAACCAAAUCAGCUUGAUCUGGAAAUGUAUCAGACUCUCCUGGAUGAAAGCAAAAAUUUAGACCUGAUGAAACAGAGUCUGCAGGAGGAAAAGAAUCAGUUUGUUGAACUGAUUGCAACAGAAAAACUUAGUUUACAUGAGCAACAAAUGGUUUUGAAGAAGGGAUUAGACGAUCUGAUUCUUGAUAGGAAGAGUCUGAGUGAAGAUAUGAUUCACUUUCAGCAGGAAAAGGAAGAUUCACUUCAUGAAAUGAAUUCAGUCCUUCAGACUCUGAAAGACGAGAGAGAAAGCUUAGAGCUGAUGAGGCAGGCUCUGGAACAGGAAACAGAGUUUGAAGAAGCAAAUCAAAAAGAAACCUUCAACAUAAAUAAUACAGAAACAGCUGCGGAGGACGAGGUAGAAAGUCCUUCUGCUCAGACUGAAUUUCUGCAGGAACGAAUGAUGAGUUUUGAACUUCCCCAGACUAAAUCUGAAGAGGAGAUAAGUGAAAUGUACAAUUAUCUCCAACAUGGGCUUAUAUAUUUAGACGCUGGACUAGAAAGUCUGGAAAAUCAGAGGAAUACAUUUGAGGAGAUGGAGAAAGAGUCUUAUCAGACGUUACGAGACAUCCAGCGGGGUCUCCAGGAGGAGAGAGAUAGUUUAGAAAUGAAGAAACACAGCCUGGAGGAAGAAAAACUGGAGUUGGAAAAAAUGAUUGCAACAGAAAAACUUAGUUUACAUGAGAAACAAAAAGAUCUGGAGAAGGGAUUAGAAGAUCUGAUUCUUGAUAGGAAAAUGUUUCAGAAGGAAAUGAUUCACUUUGAAACACAGAAGACAGAAUCUGAAAAGCAGAAUGCAGAAAUAUACAGUCGUCUCCAAGAGGGGUUAGACAUUUUACAUGUCGAGAAGGAAAGUCUGAUGCAACAGAUGGCAGAAUUUGAGGAAAAAGAGAAAAAAUCAAAUCAGCUUUAUCUGGAAGUUUAUCAGACUCUCCAGGAUGAAAGGGAACAUUUAGAGCUGAUGAAACAGAGUCUGCACGAUGAAAAGAUUCACUUUGUUGAACUGAUGAAAACAGAAAAUCUUAGUUUGCAUGAGAAACAAAUUGAUCUGGAGAAGGGAUUAGAAGAUCUGAUUCUUGAUAGGAAAAUGUUUCAGAAGGAAAUGAUUCACUUUGAAACACAGAAGACAGAAUCUGAAAAGGAGAAUGCAGAAAUAUACAGUCAUCUCCAAGAGGCAUUUGAGGAAAAAGAGAAAGAACCAAAUCAGCUUGAUCUGGAAAUGUAUCAGACUCUCCUGGAUGAAAGCAAAAAUUUUGACCUGAUGAAACAGAGUCUGCAGGAGGAAAAGAAUCAGUUUGUUGAACUGAUUGCAACAGAAAAACUUAGUUUACAUGAGCAACAAAUGGUUUUGAAGAAGGGAUUAGACGAUCUGAUUCUUGAUAGGAAGAGUCUGAGUGAAGAUAUGAUUCACUUUCAGCAGGAAAAGGAAGAUUCACUUCAUGAAAUGAAUUCAGUCCUUCAGACUCUGAAAGACGAGAGAGAAAGCUUAGAGCUGAUGAGGCAGGCUCUGGAACAGGAAACAGAGUUUGAAGAAGCAAAUCAAAAAGAAACCUUCAACAUAAAUAAUACAGAAACAGCUGCGGAGGACGAGGUAGAAAGUCCUUCUGCUCAGACUGAAUUUCUGCAGGAACGAAUGAUGAGUUUUGAACUUCCCCAGACUAAAUCUGAAGAGGAGAUAAGUGAAAUGUACAAUUAUCUCCAACAUGGGCUUAUAUAUUUAGACGCUGGACUAGAAAGUCUGGAAAAUCAGAGGAAUACAUUUGAGGAGAUGGAGAAAGAGUCUUAUCAGACGUUACGAGACAUCCAGCGGGGUCUCCAGGAGGAGAGAGAUAGUUUAGAAAUGAAGAAACACAGCCUGGAGGAAGAAAAACUGGAGUUGGAAAAAAUGAUUGCAACAGAAAAACUUAGUUUACAUGAGAAACAAAAAGAUCUGGAGAAGGGAUUAGAAGAUCUGAUUCUUGAUAGGAAAAUGUUUCAGAAGGAAAUGAUUCACUUUGAAACACAGAAGACAGAAUCUGAAAAGGAGAAUGCAGAAAUAUACAGUCGUCUCCAAGAGGGGUUAGACAUUUUACAUGUCGAGAAGGAAAGUCUGAUGCAACAGAUGGCAGAAUUUGAGGAAAAAGAGAAAAAAUCAAAUCAGCUUUAUCUGGAAGUUUAUCAGACUCUCCAGGAUGAAAGGGAACAUUUAGAGCUGAUGAAACAGAGUCUGCACGAUGAAAAGAUUCACUUUGUUGAACUGAUGAAAACAGAAAAUCUUAGUUUGCAUGAGAAACAAAUUGAUCUGGAGAAGGGAUUAGAAGAUCUGAUUCUUGAUAGGAAAAUGUUUCAGAAGGAAAUGAUUCACUUUGAAACACAGAAGACAGAAUCUGAAAAGGAGAAUGCAGAAAUAUACAGUCAUCUCCAAGAGGCAUUUGAGGAAAAAGAGAAAGAACCAAAUCAGCUUGAUCUGGAAAUGUAUCAGACUCUCCUGGAUGAAAGCAAAAAUUUUGACCUGAUGAAACAGAGUCUGCAGGAGGAAAAGAAUCAGAAGAGUCUGAGUGAAGAUAUGAUUCACUUUCAGCAGGAAAAGCAAGAUUCACUUCAUGAAAUGAAUUCAGUCCUUCAGACUCUGAAAGACGAGAGAGAAAGCCUAGAGCUGAUGAGGCAGGCUCUGGAACAGGAAAUAGAGUUUGAAGAAGCAAAGAAGAGUUUCAAGAAUCUGAAGGACCAACAGCAUUUAAUGAGAGAAAUGCGAGUAACUGAACCCAAACAAUGUGACAAAGAUGGGACUCCUGGAGAAGACGAGACUUUUUAA
Nothobranchius furzeri (turquoise killifish) is the source of this 4427-nucleotide messenger RNA. The record is from RefSeq and is a predicted model, not a curated record. NCBI's taxonomy places the organism in Eukaryota, Metazoa, Chordata, Actinopteri, Cyprinodontiformes, Nothobranchiidae.